UCUCCGUCCGCAGCAGCAGUGUUGAAAAGGAGAAAAUGGCCGUCUGGCUGUCAGGACGAGGCGAUUGACAUGUCUGUGUAGUUUUAAGUAGUCGAUUUCAGGGGUGGUGCGAGCGUUUUCACGUCUCAACACGUCAGCGCCGUGAUGCCGAGCGCUUCGUUUACGUCGUCGCGUUCCUACGUGCGACGCUCGCGACGCAAGAACGUCAACAGAAUCCCGCUGCCGUCGCGCACCUCCUCGGCUGAACCGUGCGACGUGCCGUGUGGAGCGCCGCCAGUCGCGGCCGCGGGCUCGUCGUCGGCAUCGUCGACGGCGCCGCCCUCGGCAGGCCCCUCGUCGUCUUCGUCCUCCUCCUCCUCGUCCUCCGCCGCUUCCUCCUCGUCUAGCUGUCCGGGACACCACCCGCCCUACGACCUUCGCAGGAAGUCACCCCACCAUGAGAGCAGUGUCGGCGCCGCCGGCUCCGCCGCGUCGGCGCCCUCGACUUACUCGCCUUCGAUGCUUCCAGCACGCAAAAGGCCUCGACGCACCUGCUCAAUCACUAACGAAGGUGGCUACUCAACCACGGCGGCCCACUACCUCCAGUAUGAAUUACCUGAUGAAGUGUUGCUCACCAUUUUCAGCUACUUGCUAGAGCAAGACUUGUGCCGAGUUAGUCAAGUCUGCAAACGUUUCCAGGCCAUUGCAAAUGACACUGAAUUAUGGAGAAACCUUUACCAGCUCGUUUACGAGUUUGACGUCCCAUUGUUUAACCCAUUGCCCUGCACAUUCAAGUUCAUCCCUGUGGAUGAGUCGGAACACGCAAACCCUUGGAAGGAGAGCUUCCGGCAGCUUUACAAGGGCGUCCAUGUCAGACCUGGCCACUCAGAUUCUGCAGCUAAAACCACGGAGCAGGUACGAGGCCGCAACCUGACCUACUACAACACCAUCCAAGAUGCUCUGGAGGCAGCUGAGGACCAGGAGAACAUUCUCAUCUUCCUGCAUGCCGGCACCUACCGUGGAGAGUACCUGUGCAUUGAAUCAAAUGCUACCCUCAUUGGCGCUGCGCCAGGGAACGUCGCCGAAAAUGUGAUCCUUGAAAGGGACACUGAAUCGACCAUCACCUUUUCCGAGGGCGCCAAGCAAGCCUACGUUGGCUACGUGACGCUCAAGUUCUCGCCUGACGUCACAUCGACCAUUCCUCACCACAAACACUACUGCCUGGAGAUCCAGGAGAACUGCUCGCCCACAGUUGACCACUGCAUCAUUAGGAGUACAUCAGUUGUGGGGUCAGCAGUUUGCGUGAGCGGGUUGGGCGCCAACCCUGUUGUGAAGCACUGCGACAUCUCGGACUGCGAGAACGUGGGCCUGUAUGUCACCGAUUACGCGCAGGGCACCUACGAGGACAACGAAAUCAGCCGGAACGCGCUAGCCGGCAUCUGGGUGAAAAACUACGCCAACCCAAUCAUGCGCCGCAACCACAUCCACCACGGCCGCGACGUCGGGAUCUUCACGUUUGACAAUGGGAUGGGGUACUUUGAGGCCAACGACAUUCACAACAAUCGAAUUGCUGGGUUUGAAGUAAAGGCCGGUGCCAACCCGACAGUAGUUCACUGCGAGAUCCAUCACGGCCAAACAGGCGGAAUCUACGUCCACGAAAACGGGCUUGGCCAGUUCAUCGACAACAAAAUCCACUCGAACAACUUUGCGGGCGUGUGGAUCACCUCAAACAGCAACCCGACCAUUCGCCGAAACGAGAUUUACAACGGCCACCAGGGAGGCGUGUACAUUUUUGGCGAGGGUCGCGGCCUCAUCGAGCACAACAACAUUUACGGGAACGCGUUGGCCGGCAUCCAGAUCCGGACCAACAGCGACCCGAUCGUCCGGCACAACAAAAUCCACCAUGGCCAGCAUGGUGGCAUCUACGUGCAUGAAAAGGGCCAGGGGUUGAUUGAGGAGAACGAGGUUUACGCCAACACCCUGGCCGGCGUGUGGAUCACCACAGGCAGCACUCCUGUCCUGCGCAGGAACCGAAUCCACUCGGGCAAGCAGGUCGGCGUCUAUUUUUAUGACAAUGGGCACGGCAAACUCGAGGACAACGAUAUUUUCAACCAUUUAUACUCAGGCGUGCAAAUCAGAACGGGCAGCAAUCCUAUAAUUAGGGGUAACAAAAUCUGGGGUGGCCAGAACGGAGGUGUCCUUGUGUACAACGGGGGUCUAGGUCUUCUAGAGCAAAAUGAGAUCUUCGACAAUGCCAUGGCUGGCGUGUGGAUCAAAACAGACUCAAAUCCAACCUUGAAGCGCAACAAGAUCUUUGAUGGCCGCGAUGGCGGCAUCUGCAUCUUCAACGGCGGAAAAGGCGUUCUCGAGGAGAACGACAUUUUCCGGAACGCGCAGGCAGGCGUGCUGAUUUCGACGCAGAGCCACCCUGUGCUGCGCAAGAACCGCAUUUUUGACGGGCUGGCAGCGGGCGUCGAAAUCACAAACAACGCCACCGCCACGCUCGAGUGGAACCAAAUUUUCAACAACCGCUUCGGCGGCCUCUGCCUUGCCAGUGGCGUCUCGCCCAGUGUCCGAAACAACAAGAUCUUCAACAAUCAAGAUGCAGUGGAAAAGGCCGUCAGUAAUGGCCAAUGCCUGUACAAAAUAUCCAGCUACACUUCAUUCCCGAUGCACGAUUUCUAUCGUUGCCAGACUUGCAACACGACUGAUCGUAAUGCCAUCUGCGUCAACUGCAUCAAGACUUGCCAUGCUGGUCACGAUGUAGAGUUCAUCCGCCAUGACAGGUUCUUCUGCGACUGUGGCGCAGGCACCCUGAGCAACCAGUGCCACCUGCAAGGUGAGCCGACCCAAGACACAGACACCCUGUACGACUCGGCCGCGCCGAUGGAGUCGCACACCCUCAUGGUCAACUAGGUCCUGCUCAUCCGAGCGCGAGCACUGCCAUCUGCAAAGAAGUUAAUCCUAAGUUUGCCCUGACAAAAAUUCCCCACCCUUUCACCCACCUUGCGUGCGCAGCCAUGAUAUUCACUACACUAGCCGCCUCGAAUGAAAAAGGUAAGGCGCGGGCGGAAAUUAACACUAUGGCGUUCACUGAUCUAACAAACUUUAUCAUUAUUGUAGUUGGUAAGAGAAAAGUAAAAACAAACUCCAUUGUCAGGUUAGCUGUGAAAAUGUGCGUUUUACGAGAAGAUUGUUUUGCAUCGGAACCAAUAACAUUUUGUAUGAAAAUAUGUACUGUUUGUUCUUCUAAUUGUUGCACAAUUUUUGUAAUGAUUUUGCCGAAUCCAUUUUUUCAAAACAUUUACGGAAAAAAUAAGAAGGAGAGCCCCUGUUGUAAAUAAGUACGGUUUAAGAGGAACAGAGUGUUCUACUAAUUAAGUAUUGUGUGGUGAUAUUCAGCGUAAAUUAAUUAUAUAUUAUCAAGUCUUGCGACACGACCUGUACAAUUUCUUUUUCCUUAACCCGAUUAACUAUUUUGUAUUUUUAUUUGGCUCUGCGCGAUUUUUACCACUUUUCGAAGACAACUGAUCAUUUUCUGAAUAAUAGCAAUAACUGUAAGUGCUACAAAUGUUGAGAAUUAUUUGUGAGGCUGAGAGACUUUUAGACUCUAGGUGUAUUUUGUAAAAAGAAGCGUUAGUUGUUUUCUCACCGAACGAGCUUCUUUCUUUUCGAACACACUACGUACUCUACCGAUUCUUGACUUUUUCCACUCUCUCUCUCUCUCCCUCUCUCUGCCCGUGCACGCGUGACUGGUUAGAACCUUAAUUUUAACUCUUCGAUAAUGUAAAUAAAUUAUAUCUCGCUGAAGUUAGUGGUCUUUAUUUGUGGACAAGACUGUAUGUUCGCCGGGCUGUUGGUUCGCUUGCACCGUUCUUUCCACUCGCCAGUGCUGGGCAACUUAGUUUUGUCAACCACUAGCUUAGGUGAAUGACAGACAGGAAAAAAACCCACGGGCCCCGCAGCCCGCAAAGUGCCAAAAAGCGUCACUGCUUCGGACGGACAGGCACUUAAUUCAUUUCCGCAUUUUUCACAAUUUAGCCUGCGAAGGACGCCUCUGGGCGGAAAUUGAUCAAAAUUCCAAAAGUGGCACUCAUCAAAGAAGUCAAAUUAGUAUAUUUUGUAAAAGAAAGGAUCGGCCGCGAUUCGAACUUGAAACUUGUAGACCGGAGGCGUCCUUGGCGUUAGACUCAAUCACACAGCCCGCCAGAAAUAAGGCCUACUCUCUAAUUUUGAAACGAGUGUGUGGUGCGCUAAAUCAAGAAGCAAAAAGUGCCAUAUUUGAGAAGAACUUACUAACUUUUACAAAACUCGUGUGUGAAAAAGGAAAAAGUGAAGGUAGAAUUAAACAGUGACAAACCAAGUGAUCUGAACGAGAGGUCGAACUCGUACGGCAACUGCAAUUAGUUGAAUAAAAUAUCAAUCUCGGGCUUACUGUUUUUGUUCGGAGAAAAACUGAUGCGGAUUUCAUGUGUGAUUUUUGUCCUAAGAGUUAAUUAGUGUUGUCUUUGUGUAAGAAGAUGAAGUUGAGAGAGAUUUGACGCGUUUGUUAAAUGAUUUUAAUUGAAAAUCUAUUGCGUUUCGAUUGAUGUCUAGCGUGGUGGGUUAUCACACAACCCUUGUAUACCAGUUCCAAAUGAGAGGGUCGUUGAAAGUUGGGGCGCCACUCGGCCAAACACCAAUCCGGAUCAAACGAUUAAAAGUGCCCGAGUUGCGCCCAAUUUUAUCAUACUGAUCGCAUUCUUGCCAUUUGCAUAAGUAAAUGAACGAACCGAGUGGGGGCAAGUAUAAAUUACACGCAAGCUGUGGUAGCAGAUUUAUAUAUAAAUGUAGUUUCGGUGCCUUUUGCGCACGGAAAUUGGCCGCAGCUUUUUGUCAGACCCGCAAAGCGUCGUUUUUCCAUCUUUCCAACAAAAAACAAACAAUUGUAAAAGUAAUUACCACUUAUACAAGCGCAGAAAAUUAGAGGUUAGCAUUUGGAACAAACAAUUUGUCAACUUUUUUGAGACGACACACAUACACACACUGGAAUGUAUUUAUUCAUCCAUCAAUUUUAUUUUUUAAUUUGUUUUCACUUUAUUUAUGUGUACUACAAAACCCUGUAGUGCUGCACUUAAUAAUAAACUGCUGUAUCAUAAAUAAUUAAAAUAUAUAGCGAAAAUGCACAAAAAUUCCCUCGAGCUGU
Neocloeon triangulifer is the source of this 5164-nucleotide messenger RNA. RefSeq names its product F-box only protein 11 (gene FBXO11). The record is from RefSeq and is a predicted model, not a curated record. Lineage: Eukaryota; Metazoa; Arthropoda; Insecta; Ephemeroptera; Baetidae. Gene Ontology annotation, biological process: regulation of apoptotic process; ubiquitin-dependent protein catabolic process; protein ubiquitination. The transcript is spliced from 10 exons. Bases 145 to 2895 code for a protein of 916 amino acids. Gene Ontology annotation, molecular function: protein binding; zinc ion binding.